Molecule: messenger RNA, 1068 nt
Organism: Xenopus tropicalis (tropical clawed frog)
Lineage: Eukaryota; Metazoa; Chordata; Amphibia; Anura; Pipidae
Gene: plaat1
Product: phospholipase A and acyltransferase 1
Exons: 4
Coding region: 430-939 (169 amino acids)
Molecular function (GO): catalytic activity
Source: RefSeq, a predicted model, not a curated record
CCCAGCAUCUGCAGUCAGGCUAAAGCUGUUGUUGAGCAACAUCUGGAGGGCAAUGAAAAGAUGGACAUCACUGCAUUUGCAUAUGAAAGACACAUUUGCUGAUAUCAGCACAGCAUCUUUAUCCUGCAAAUGGCACGUGCUGGAAAUGCUGGGGGCUCAGUGCUAUAAGAAAUGGGAAGGACUGACACUUCCAGCACAGGUUCUGCACGUCAGGAGUCAUUUCCAGAUUCUUCUUCACGUGACCGGGUACCACUCCAUCCAGAAGCAGCUCUUUUCUUCGAGACCUGACAACUGAUUGGCUGCUGUGUGUACUCCUAUCUGCAUAACAAUGACAGCAUUGCCAUAGGCUGAAAGCUGUUCCUAAAGAGACAGCUGCUACCUGUAGCUCGUGUGCCUGAACACAGGAGAGGAGAUGCUCAGCUUAGACCGAUGGCUUCUAAUGAUAAGCAUAAUGAAAAGACUGUGGAAGAUCUUCAGCCAGGGGACCUGAUUGAAAUAUUCCGACCUGCUUACCAACACUGGGCUCUGUACCUUGGUGAUGGUUAUGUCAUCAAUGUGGCUCCACUGGAAGAGACUGCUGCUGCUUCACUCUCAAGUGCCAAGUCAGUGUUUAGCAGAAAAGCUCUUGUUAAGAUGCAGCUUCUAAAGGAUGUAGUGGGAAGCAAUACUUAUAAAGUGAACAAUAAAUAUGAUGAUAAAUAUACACCUUUGCCAGCUGAAGAAAUUAUCCAACGGGCAGAACUUCUUAUUGGCCAGGAAGUAUGUUAUGACCUCCUUGGGAACAACUGUGAGCAUUUUGUAACCCUACUUCGCUACGGUGAAGGAGUGUCUGAUCAGGCCGAUAGAGCUAUUGGAGCCAUUGGGUUUGUCACGGCUGCUGCAGGAGCAUUCUCACUACUUGGCAUGUUUCAAAAUAAGUCAAGGCAAGGACAGCGUUAAAAUGAACAUUUUUAGCAUAUAGACGGAUUUUAAAAAUAAAUGGAAAAAACUCAUAUCUUAGUGUGUUACAUUUCUUCCUAUGAUGCAUUGUUUUAUUCAAUAUUUACAAUAAAAAAACUAGAACCAUAA